Molecule: messenger RNA, 2484 nt
Organism: Trypanosoma theileri
Lineage: Eukaryota; Euglenozoa; Kinetoplastea; Trypanosomatida; Trypanosomatidae
Product: ubiquitin activating E1 enzyme
Exons: 1
Coding region: 1-2484 (827 amino acids)
Biological process (GO): protein modification by small protein conjugation; cellular response to nitrogen starvation; C-terminal protein lipidation
Cellular component (GO): cytoplasm; phagophore assembly site
Molecular function (GO): Atg12 activating enzyme activity; Atg8 activating enzyme activity
Source: RefSeq, a predicted model, not a curated record
AUGUCACAAAUGCGGAAUUCCAAUGAGGAGGCAACACAUGUGAGAGGAACAGAGAACCGGUUAAAGUAUAAAGAGUACGCCCCUCAUAUUGAGAUUGGAUUUUGGUAUGAACUGGAAUUUAAAAAACUACACAAAUGGCGUUUAGAGGAACCUAUUGUACCCUUAACAUUAUUCAAUACGAUAAACAGUGUUUCUUCUGCAACUCCCGCUAAUACAGUUUCAGUUAGGCGAGAGAGUCUUGAUAACGAUAUCGUCACUGUGGCAACAAGUUUAAGGGAAAAUAAUACUACUACUACUACUACUACUACUACUACUACUAUUAGUAAUCUAUCUACCGAUCCAACAACUGUUGAUGGUGGGGCAACUUUAAAUGAUUCCUCCUCUGUUUCUAUUUCUACACUUGUGAAGGGGGAAAUACAGAAUUUUAAUACAGUUGAACAACUUCGUCAAUUGCCUCGCAAGGAAACAUUAUGGCGUAUAUUGCGGGAAAAAUUACUUCUUCCAUUAUUACCUGAUUCUACUAAAAAAGAUAAGGAUAAUAAUGAUAAUCAUCAUCAUCAUCAUCAGGAAACUGUAAGUACUGCAGUGGAAAAGGCAUGGGAAGAAAUGAAUUUUGCUAUUGCUGUUCUCUUUACAUAUGCAGACUUAAAAAAUCAUAAAUUUCACUAUUUAAUGGCAUUUCCAGUUUUAUCUAUCAGUUCUCCAGUUUACUUGAAGCAUCGAGUAAAGGGAGGAUAUAAAGGUAUUUCAACCAAUCCUCAUGAAAUUUCAUAUUUCCCCAGUCAAGCAGCUGUGAAUUCUAUACAUGAACAUUUAUUAGAAAGAUUACAGCGAUAUCCAGAACGAGGUCCUAAUCCUUUUAUAGUUCUCUUUGAAGAUAGUAAAGAUAAAGAUAAAAAGAAAGAAGUAACAUUUCUUUCCUUUACACCACUUUCUAUAAGACGUAUGAUAGAGACACAACAUUCUAUUAUUGUGAUCUCUGAUACUUCUACAAGGGAAGAAUUUCCUGGAUGGUCCGUUCGUAAUGUGAUUGGUAUACUUCGUCUUGCCUCUCCUUCUAUUAAAUCUUUUGUGUUGUAUUGUAUUCGUCAUAAUAAUGUGGAGGAAAGUAUUAUAUUUGAUUGCACCUGUGAUCCGCUUGACUGUACUCUUGCCGAUGCGGCGGCUAUAGUAACAACAGAAGAAACAGAAGGAGUUCCCGUAAAAGCGGUUGGAUGGGUGGAACGAAAAAGUUCUUCUACUUCUUCAUCAUUAUCAUCUUUUGUGCAUUUUGUAGAUUUAAGUGCUGCGAUGGCACCUGAACGCCUUGCGGAGUCUAGUGCGCGAUUAAACUUAAGUUUAAUGAAAUGGCGUAUGUUACCACAACUUCAAUUAGAUGGAUUAACACAUUGUAAAGCAUUGGUGCUUGGCUGUGGUACACUUGGAUGUAAUGUGGCUCGACAUUUAUUAAUGUGGGGAGUUACAAAGAUGACACUUGUGGAUCGUGGAAAUGUUUCUUAUUCUAAUCCUGUUCGUCAGACACUUUUUGAAAUGUCAGAUGUAAUUAAUCCUUGUAUAGAAGAACGUAAUAAAGCGGUAGCUGCGGCUAAAGCGCUUAAACGUAUUCUUCCUACAAUAGAAGUGGAAGCGGUUCCCAUGACUAUUCAUAUGCCAGGACAUCGAAUUGAUAAAGAACGAGAAAUAGAUGCUAUUAAAGAUAUUGAAAAACUUGAUAAACUUAUUCAAGAACAUGAUGUGAUAUUUCUUUUAACAGAUAGUCGGGAAGCACGAUGGUUACCAACUGUAAUAUCCGCUGUUUAUGAUAAACCUCUUUUAAAUGCAGCUCUUGGAUUUGAUACUUAUGUAGUUAUGCGUCAUGGUAUUAAAUCAUCACAUGAGAAUACUAAUAAUAAUAAUAAUAAUAAUAAUAAUAAUAAUAAUAAUAAUAAUAAUAAUACACGUUUGGGAUGUUACUUUUGUAGUGAUGUUUAUGCUCCUCGUGAUAGUAUGACUGCACGUACAUUAGAUCAACAGUGUACAGUAACGCGUCCUGGAGUUUCAGCCAUAGCCGCAUCUACAGCUGUGGAAUUAUUAGCACAAUUGUAUAAUCAUCCAUUAAAGUUUGCAUGUCCUCCAUAUAUGGAGGAGAAUACCACAGAUAAAGAAAUUUUAGAUAGCAAAAAUAAUGAACCAGAAGAAUCUAAAGAAAGAGAAGAGGAAAAGGGAAUCAAUAAAGCCAUGGGAGUUCUCGGGGCUAUUCCACAUCAAAUACGUGGAAGUGUCUUUGGACACUAUAUUUAUACUCUUCAUGGUUAUCAAUAUAACCUUUGCACAGCUUGUUCAGAUUCUAUUGUUUCUGCAUACAAAACAGAAGGGUCAUCCUUUGUCUUGCGUUGUAUCAAUGAUCCUCUCUAUAUUGAAGAAGUUUCUGGAGUAAAGGCCUUUAAGGAGAAGUGUGACCUUGGGGACUGUGGUGAAUGGGAUAUCGAUUCAAAUGACAAUUGA